Molecule: messenger RNA, 340 nt
Organism: Aspergillus homomorphus CBS 101889
Lineage: Eukaryota; Fungi; Ascomycota; Eurotiomycetes; Eurotiales; Aspergillaceae
Exons: 1
Coding region: 88-252 (54 amino acids)
Source: RefSeq, a predicted model, not a curated record
CCGGAGGUCUUUUCCUGGCCUGUCAAAUCGCUGGUUGGAUUGUGGUUGAUUCCAGCCUGAAACUUCUGGCGUCAACCAUUGAUUGUUAUGUGCGCUUUCACUUCCCCUUCCCCACGACAUCUCAACACCUCAACACCGCAACACCACAACAUCACUACCUCCUCGUCUCCUAUCAUUGUCAUCAUGCGUUCCUUGAGAACGGACAGAUCUCGCGACUGCUCUCCUUCUGUUAAGAUCCUCCUAUAUGUCUGAAACACAACAACACCCGCGCGAGGAAUGAAACGGUUUCGCGAGACAGCACCAUGAAGAACUCCACCACGCCAGCACCAUCCAGGUACAA